GUCCCUUGAUCGGUUGUGUGUUCACCGUUCAUCACGCAGCAGCCGGCUGUCGUCACUUUGUGAGAGCAACGCGAGGGAGAAGCGAGAUCGAUUCGUGCCCGUCUCGUUGCCUUUUCUUCCAGAAGGUAUUACGUUGCGACACUUGUAACGCGUGAUUCUUUUCAUCUUGUUCUGCCGUCUCCUCCUGCUCCUCCUGCUGCACCUGGUUUCUUCCUGUCGCUCCUGACACCGCCUCUGCCACCACCUAUACUUCUAUGUAGUCCCCGUGUCGACAGCGUCGACAGUGACCGAGUGACGACGAGAACGAGGAUGUAGGUCUGUUGGCGUGUCCCUUGUUCAAUGUCCCUGUGCCAUCUCGACGAUCGCCGCCGCCGCCGCGUCGGGAAUGUCGACACGGCCACUCGUUCACCACGCGGAUACCACCAUCGUCCACCUCCACCAUCACCACCAUCACCAGCAGCAACAGCAUCACCACGAUCGAUCACGAGCAAGUUGACAGUUUCACAAACAUAGCGAAGGUCGCAUCUUCCUUGGGAGAUGUCUUGUAGCGAUGGCGCGCCACGCUCGACACGUAAAUUUGGCCCAAAGUCGCCGAAAAAGUUGUGCGUGACCAAGAGCGAGAACGGCGACAAGACAACGACGACGAUCAGCUGCGCCGGCCACCGUCACAACCAUCACUAUCAUCACAGCCAUCAUCGCUUCCUGGACGGCUCGCAGCCGUCGGUACAUAAACGCAAUCUCUACAUUGUCUCUUUUCCAUUGAUAUUGCUGUUCAACGUGCUGCGCACUCUCCUGUAUCAGCUGUUCUUAGUAUUCAAGUAUCUGUAUACGUCUACGUCUCAGUUGAUCCAGCGCAGGCAGGCAUCCAAACAGGCCUAUCAAUUGGAGAUUGUCGUAGGACAAAAUCCAAUGGACAAUCGUAUGGUAAAUGGCACGCGGAUAGAAGGCGAGAUCAUGUCCUCGCAGGUACCUAGACGUCCCAUUGGGCCAGGUCCUGGAGAUCCGUUGCUAGCCAAGCAAAAGCACCAUCAUCGCAGGGCGUUUGAAUUUAUCAGCAAAGCCCUCAAGAUCGACGAGGAUAACGAAGGACAGAAAGAAAUGGCGAUAGAAUUGUACAAAAAAGGAAUCGGAGAAUUGGAGAAAGGAAUAGCCGUGGAAUGCACCGGUGGACACGGCGAGGUAUGGGAGCACGCGCAAAGACUUCACGACAAGAUGUGUACGAAUCUGGCAAUGGCGAAAGAUAGGCUCGAUUUUCUCGUGAGUGUGCGUAAGCUGAGAAAGCUGGGUAUCAACCAUAAUAUCAACAAUCGCGCACCUGGAAAUAAAACGGACGGCGAACAUCCGGGAAAGCAUCUGAGGGCUCGCCGCAACACGCACACUUUUCAAACCGCUCGAACUUCACCCAACAUUAAUCACAAUAAGAACACAAACAAUAUACACACGACAGUUAACGCUGGACAGACUAUGUGUACCCAGAUUCCCAAGUUAAGGCCACGUUCACCAAAAAACUGUUUCGCUCAUACUACUGAAGCAUCCGGUAGGAAACUGUCGGUUCCUGGCAAGCGAAUAACAGGAACACCCUUAAGUAAGAGUCAAACGUUGCCUCGAAGCAUGGGUAGAUCGACACCUAUUCAACCUUGCCACAAGACCUUACCAAUCAAACCGUCCUCCACACCACCCUCUGUGAAAAGACAGCUAUCUGUACCGGGCAAUGGUUCGCCCAUAAGACGUCCAGGAACACCGACUACCUCGAACAGUAAUAGAAGUACCCCAACCAGAAAAGUACCCAUUUUAAAGGGUGUGGAUCCAAAACUCGCGCAAGUAAUUCUCGACGAGAUCUUGGAAGGAGGAGCGCCAGUGCAGUGGGAAGACAUUGCUGGCCAAGAGACCGCGAAGCAGGCUUUACAAGAGAUGGUGAUCCUACCGUCACUACGACCCGAGUUAUUUACCGGUCUGCGAACACCCGCGAGAGGAUUGUUAUUGUUCGGGCCACCGGGAAACGGAAAGACGUUGCUAGCGCGUGCCGUUGCGACUCAAUGUAACGCAACAUUUUUUUCGAUAUCUGCCGCUAGUCUCACAUCGAAAUAUGUCGGAGAGGGUGAAAAAUUAGUGAGAGCCUUAUUCGCUAUCGCCCGGGAGUUUCAGCCAUCUGUUAUUUUCAUCGACGAAGUGGAUUCGUUAUUGAGCGAGCGAAAGGAUAAUGAACACGAAGCUUCGAGGAGGCUAAAAACAGAAUUCUUAGUCGAAUUUGAUGGUUUGCCAUGCAAUCCAGAAGAAAGAGUGCUCGUUAUGGCUGCUACGAAUAGACCACAGGAAUUGGAUGAGGCUGCGUUAAGGCGAUUCACGAAACGCGUAUAUGUCACAUUGCCUGACUCACAGACGAGGAUUGUCUUACUCCGAAGACUCUUGGCCAAACACAAUGAUCCAUUGACGUCCGAAGAGUUGAACGAGAUGGCAGUUCUUACGGAAGGAUAUUCGGGAAGCGAUUUGACUGGAUUAGCUAAAGACGCAGCACUUGGGCCUAUCAGAGAAUUGAAUCCAGAUCAAGUGAAAGAAUUGGACCUCAAUUCCGUUCGUAAUAUCACAAUGCAAGAUUUUCGUGAUUCCCUAAAGAGAAUUCGCAGAUCCGUUUCACCGGCAAGUUUAGCUGCCUAUGAGAAAUGGAACUUUGAUUACGGAGAUGUGAGUCUUUGAUUUGAGAUAAAUCAUUCGAGUCAAAGGUUCCAGAAAUAAUCGCGUUUCAAUUAAAUUUAAUCUGCAAAAAAGGACUAAAAACACUUAAAAAGAUCGAAACUAUAUAACCAAGUAAUAGUACAGUCUUGUAUUUUUAUUCUAUCUUACGAACACAAUAUUGAUAUUUAUAAAAAAAAGACAAAGAGAGAGAAAGAAAGUUAAAGAAGAUAUUGCCCUUGAAAUUCCUAUGGUACUUUCGUAUUUGGUGAUAAAGUCAUUAUAUUCGUUCAUUAUUGUCACAUUUCACAUUAAGCUUAGUUAUCUGAUUCUUAUUAUAAUUUAGAGCAAUCACCUUAAACCUCUAAUCUUUUGUGAUAAAUGAAACUUGAGUUCAGGGAAUGAUUUAAUGUUAAAUGUGUCUUGAAAAUAUGUUUUCCAUUGAUUUUAAGGAAUAUUCUAUAUGCUUUAUGUGUUAUUUCCGGUGAUCAGACGUUUACAGUUUAAUAUAUAGCUUUAAUGUUACCAGUUCGAUAUAUUAAAGAAAAGCGUCUUUAUUAUUUAUAUUUAUUUAUAUACUCUACUAUUUUUACGAUUUACAGUUCCUUUGUACUUUGGUACUUGAAAUCCAUGAUACAAUACCGUUUGUUAUGAUAAUUUGCAUUUAAUAUCAAGGUAUGUAUUACCGCGAUUAACACGUUAGGAAAUAUAUGCAUUUAAAAAAAUACAUGUGAUUUAGCGCAUAAUCUACAGUUAGAGGGAAUCUUUUAAAAGUUGUAAAUAUUUUAAUUAUUGUGUCGUUUAUAAAAUUGACAUGAGCAAGUUGAACAUGACAUGACUCGACUCGUUAUUGCAGCAAUAGAAAAACACUGUCUUUGCAAACGGAACAGUACACGUCCAAUCGGAUAAUAAAAAAAAUUGAGUCUAUCAAUGAUACAUAUAAGAAAAAGACGAAUUUAUGGUUAAGCAUUAUAUUCGUGCGACAAAGUAGAAUAUACGCAUGCAAAUAUGCAAACAAGUAUCUCUGCAACACGCAAAAUCGAGCAGAAAUAAUAAAUUUCAUUUCUAUUUCAUCAAUCGCGCAUCGGUUUUGUAUAAAUUGCGCCAUAGGUGUAUCUCUUUGAGUCAAGUUGCGAAUGUUAAUCUUGUUGCGUUUGAUAUCAUUUCCAAAAUUUGUUUGAUAUUUAUUGAUAUACCAAUGCGUUAAGAAUUACAUAACCACUAUGAUGCACAGAAUCACGUAUACAAAAAAAACAUGAAAAAUAAUCGGUGAAAGGAGAAAGCGAGUCUGUUUCUGUUUUAAUACAAAAUUCGAUAAGACAACGAACUGAGAAUCUAAUCUGUGCUAUAUGAAAUCCUAAAUACUUAUUUAUAAGGAUUAUGCAUAAGCUCGACGAACGUUGUUAUCGCAUACACAAAAAAUGUAAGAAAUCUGUACAUAUGUAUAUACAUGUAUACACAUAUAUGUAUGUAUACAAAAUAUAUACGUGUAUGUAUGUAUAUGUAUGGUCACCGUUUUUAUGACAUUUAUCUAUUGCUUCCGAUGCUCAAAAGUAGAAUAAUUAUGCAUGUAUUAAAGAAAUUAAUAUAUUUAACAUAUGGAACUUCUAUAUUAUAACGCAAUUACAGUGUAACAAAUUUAUUGAUCAUCAUUCCAGAUCAAACAUGGCAAACACCCGUAAUAUCAUAAAGAUAGGAAUAUCUCUGUAGUUUUGUAGAAUAAUAAUUUUAUCGCGCAUGUAUAAGUUAACAAUUUAUUAAAGAAUUAUUUCAUCAAUGAUUACAUGCGGACAACGCUCUUCUGAUACAGUGGAAGAAUAGAAAAUGUUAUUUGCAGAUGAAAUUAAUAAAAUUAUUUAAUCAUGAAUCUCUGUGUAUGAAUAGAAUACGAUGCGUUCGUAAAAUAGAUAUUCCAUAAUAGAUAAAACGUAAAAGAUAAAUAUAACUCCGAUAGCAACACGACUCAUAAAUUUCGAGAUUCACACUGUUGUAAUUACAAAAAACAAAAAAUCAUGUGAUGCUAAACAGCAUUCAAGAGCUGUGAUGUUACUGCGAUGAUAUAACAAACUUGAUAUUUUCGCGGCACUUUAAUAUGUAUUUAUAUAAGUGCACAAGAAUGCAAUAUACAAAUAUUCUUAUAAUUUUGGGUCUUUCUGAAAAUUGAAAACUUUGUUAAUUUUUCUAAAUAAAGGCGAAUACGAAGCCGCGAUAAAGGUUCGAUUUGUUUUUUUAACAUUAACGCAGAGCUUCAGCAUCGUCAUGAAGCUAACUCUGCAAUUUUAUUUCCAAAUUACUUUGUGAUAUUAGUUUUUUAUAUUAAUUUUUGCGCACUGCCUAUAUGUAGAUUAUAAUAUUAUGUUGUAUUGUAUAUAUAUAUUAUGUGAUAUUGUAAAACGAAUUGCGUUAGUUAUGCUAGUUUAAAUUUAUGAUAAUUUUGCACAAACAAAUUGUUUCGCAUAUGAAGAUGGAUUAUUCAAAGACCCUGGCCUUCUAUUGUGGAACAUGCUGAGCCUUGAUUAAGUUAUUUUGCUACUUUUAUAAUAUUCAUGUAAUGAUAAAAAUUGAGUAAGAAUAAUGGUCGGGUAUAACAUUUAUCCUAAAUAUACCAUUUUAUCUAAUAACGAAUAUACGAAUGUUGCAAAAAACUGCAUAUUUACGAAAGAUUUUUCCCUUUUAAACAUUGUAUUUUUGUCGUUUUUGGAGAUAUUGGUUGUGUUUAAAUGUUUCACAAGUGACUGUUUUAAUAAUUUUUAAGAUUUCAUGAACCAUUGAUUAAUAUUGCUGUUUUCGUGUGACAAAUUUAUUAAAUUAUUUAUAAUUUUUAUUAAUUUGUAAUCUAUUCUAAGAUAGAGGUACGACCCGUGUAUAUCCAGCAGUAUUAUAGAGCAUUUUCAGCAAACUACGUUGUAAAUUACACGUUAGAUUGCCACAUAAAUUUUUCUCAAAUAUUCUUUAGUAAUGUAUAUACUAUGUUAUACUGUUCAUAAGUUCGUGAAUUUGUUGGCGAUAGAGAAACGACCAUCACAUUAAAGUACAAUAUAUUUUUUCUCACAUCAUCAGCAAAAUAUGAAAAUUUUUCACUUUUAUUACAUUGAUAUUUUUGCCUUUCCAUAUUCACGAACUCAUGAAUGAUAGAGCAUCUAUAAUGCGGUAGUCUACUUCCGACAAAAUAAUUAUACAUAUCUAUUCAAUAGAUGUUCACCAAAAUAACUAGAUUAAAUCCAUAACAUAAACAGAAUAGCACAGCAGAAUUCUAUACAACUAUAAUAAAACGGACGUAUAUCAUCAGUGUGUGAUUGAUUCGAGGAAUCGAGCGUCUAGGAAAUAUGUAAUAAAUGUAUGUACAGUAUAUACAUCAUUUCCCCACAUCUGUGCUUCCUCUUACAAGCAAAGUUGGAAUUUUUAAGAGUGUUCACAAUUUUUUUCUUUUUUCUUUGCCUUAGUUUGCAGCAUUAAGAAACAUGUUUCUGGAUAAGAACAUAUUUAAGAGUAACGUUAUUUGUUAUAAUUGUUACUACAAACUUUUUUCUUUCAUCUAUAUAGAUAUUAUGCAAAUACCAUAGAAAACUUACUUUAGCGCAAAUUUUAGCUAAUAAGAGACACGAAUGUUAUUUUUCACAUAAACUGUCGCGUGAAUUGUUGAAACGUUCGAUAAAAGUGAUUCCCUGAGAAUAUCUUUGUAAAGUCCAAUUGUUGUGGAUAGUUAUUGUAGGAAUGCAUUGGUUGCAAAAUAAAACCGUGUAUUACAUGUA
Molecule: messenger RNA, 6422 nt
Organism: Solenopsis invicta (red fire ant)
Lineage: Eukaryota; Metazoa; Arthropoda; Insecta; Hymenoptera; Formicidae
Gene: spas
Product: spastin
Exons: 7
Coding region: 538-2694 (718 amino acids)
Cellular component (GO): microtubule cytoskeleton
Molecular function (GO): ATP hydrolysis activity; microtubule severing ATPase activity; ATP binding
Source: RefSeq, a predicted model, not a curated record